Messenger RNA from Perca flavescens (yellow perch), 876 nucleotides. RefSeq names its product chemokine (C-C motif) ligand 25b (gene ccl25b). Gene Ontology annotation, molecular function: chemokine activity. The coding region runs from base 131 to 427 and encodes 98 amino acids. The record is from RefSeq and is a predicted model, not a curated record. NCBI's taxonomy places the organism in Eukaryota, Metazoa, Chordata, Actinopteri, Perciformes, Percidae. Gene Ontology annotation, biological process: immune response. Gene Ontology annotation, cellular component: extracellular region. The transcript is spliced from 5 exons.
GAGGGCAGAUUUCAUGUGUGCACUAUAAGAGUACAGAGCCACUACAAGCUAUCCUGGACAAAAGGUUUACCUCCCAGGACAUCUUAUGAAAUACUGACUGUGACAAGCAAGAACAUCAGCAAACACAGCUAUGAAGUUCCAAAUGCUUUUCUUUCUUCUGAUCCUCAACUGCAUGUACCUGAGUCUUGGACAAGGCUCGUUUGGCAACUGCUGUCUCGGCUAUGUUGUAGGGAUGAAACAAAAGGCAAAGAGAAACAUUGAAAGUUACAGGAUACAGGAAACAGAUGGGGAUUGCAACAAAAGCGCUGUUGUGUUUCUGAUGAAGAAGAAGCAGUCACGUAAAAAUCCUGGGACUGUUUGUGCCAAUCCAAAGGACCGUUGGGUCCAGGAGCUGAUUGAGACUUUGGAUAGGAGGAUGCAGAAUUAGACCACUUAAAGGAGAGAAACAAGAGAAGAAUGGGAGAGAGGAGAGCAGAUGUUUCACCUCCCUGUCAGGCAUCAUAUAUCACCUUAACCACUUGGAUUAUGUUUCAGUAGAGUUGGUAUAUGUGCUGACAGAGAAUGUAAAUGUACACGGUUCACUAUAACAUGAACAUACCAUAUCCUCAAUGUUAUAAGCCAGUAUAGGAAAAUUCAUUUAUAUGAUUCUGUUCUUUUCUCUGUGAUAUACGUAGCACUUGCUGGGAAUGAGCCACUGUUUUUCACUGUCAUAGCUUUGAAAUGUAUUUGCAGUGUGUUUGUGCAGAUGAGUGUGUGUGUGUGUGAACACUUUGGCGAUAAGUUGAGAGUUCGUUUUUUUACGACAGAUAUUUUUAUAUCAGCAAUAUAUAUGUACUUUGUGUCUUUCUUUAUCAAAUAAAGGCAAUACAAACCAGA